This is a messenger RNA of Aspergillus luchuensis, 858 nucleotides long. RefSeq lists its product as uncharacterized. Bases 1 to 858 code for a protein of 285 amino acids. Lineage: Eukaryota; Fungi; Ascomycota; Eurotiomycetes; Eurotiales; Aspergillaceae. The record is from RefSeq and is a predicted model, not a curated record. The transcript has a single exon.
AUGCAAGCGCCAACGGCGAAACACUGCCUUUUGUCGAUCCUCGGCAUAACCUCACACUAUACGCUCGACCCCCGCAGCAUAUCCGGGACUUGGUCGCUGAGGUCCAACAGGCCGUUCGAGAAAUUGCCCCAAGUUAGUUCUAUCUUGCCUUUGCGGGGCACUCUCUGUAUCCCCUGUGCUGUAUCGCCUGGUUCAACUGAUCGGUUCCAUUUCACCUUUUUGCUAGGCAUAUGGUUCACACCCCCAGAACAAUUGCAUAUGACUACAUUAGAGAUCGCCAGCUGUCGACCUGAGCCGGAGGUUGAAGGAUUGGUUUCUCAUCUCCAGGGUAGUGGCGUCGUGCCGAAGCUGGUGGAUUUUCUAUUUCAUCAUCGAACACGGCUGGUUAAGCCUAUGAUCAGUUACGAUGCAACUGCCAUGGCGCUGAGUUUUGUCCCUGCUGCUGGAGAAGAGACUACAACUGCCCACAAUGUGGACGGCGAUGGAUACACUUAUCACCAUCUGCGACGUGAUGCUUCGAGUAUUGUCACAGCGACGGGAUUACAGAUGAAACCGAGGUAUAUUGCACUAUCAGCACAUAUUACGAUUGCGCGGUUCAUCACCCGGGACGGAUUUGUGAUAGACAACCCCAAUGAAGCGGAAGACGAAGCGGUGGACCAUGCGCGGGUGGCCGCACUGGUAGAGAGGGUGGAGAAGAUUAAUGAGAUGCUCCGGACGAAAUACUGGUUUCAAGGAGACGGAGCCAUCUCUGGGAAAGGGGAAUGGCUUGUCGGACAGGAGAAAGGGUUGGAAUUUUGUAAAGGAACGUCUUUCUACGGCGGAGGAAAAGCCGUUGUUGCCGGCAAAGGCUUUCAGUAA